AUGAGCCACGUGGCAACGGACGACAGCAUGAGUGAUGACGUGUUCGAAGAGGAGACGCUGCGGCCGCCCGCGCAGCGCAGCACCCCCUCCCCCACCGGCUACCCAGACUACCGCCCCCCCUCUGAGACACCCCGCACCCUCCUGGACGAAGACAUGCCCAUACACAAGACUAUCCUGCUUGGCGACAGCGGCGUCGGCAAAACAUCUUUGUUGGUGCAAUUCGAGACCGGCAAGUUUCAGCCGGGCAAUUUUUCCGCGACCGUUGGAAUUGGCUUCACUGUAAGUAAAAUU
Molecule: messenger RNA, 291 nt
Organism: Iphiclides podalirius (scarce swallowtail)
Lineage: Eukaryota; Metazoa; Arthropoda; Insecta; Lepidoptera; Papilionidae
Source: the annotation of a GenBank genome assembly